Dama dama (fallow deer) is the source of this 2610-nucleotide messenger RNA. RefSeq names its product zinc finger protein 133 (gene ZNF133). The transcript is spliced from 5 exons. The record is from RefSeq and is a predicted model, not a curated record. Gene Ontology annotation, cellular component: nucleus. The coding region runs from base 515 to 2419 and encodes 634 amino acids. Gene Ontology annotation, biological process: regulation of transcription by RNA polymerase II. Lineage: Eukaryota; Metazoa; Chordata; Mammalia; Artiodactyla; Cervidae. Gene Ontology annotation, molecular function: RNA polymerase II cis-regulatory region sequence-specific DNA binding; DNA-binding transcription activator activity, RNA polymerase II-specific.
GGCCCAGCUGGUGGCUGUAGUGACCCCUUGUUCCUCGCUGGUGAGUGUGGCGCCCGUGGGGCUCUAAGCCGCAGCCGUUCCCUUCCCUGCGCGGAAAGGUAGGUCCUGAAAGUCUGGGCUGUUGGCUGGGCCUGAGGCUGGGGACUGUGCGGGUGCCGGUGAGAGGAGGCGGCGGCGGGACGCGCUGUCGCGGUUCAGGCCGUGCCCUCCCGGAUGUCAUAUUUGGGAUGUGAGCGCGCAUCUCCGAUGGACGUGGGCGAAGCUCAGCCGCGAUGCCCAGUGGUGGCGGAUGCCGGAAUCCAGCCACGUCCCGAGGCUCCUGUGGGUCCAUUCCUGAUGCCUUUAAGGAAGAGGAAAGCCUCCCCUGCCAGGGCGUGAGUUUCCAGUGACUCUCCCGAACCUUUCUGCUCUUGUGCUGCCCAGAGAGGAAGCCUGGUGGGCGAGGGGAGGGCUCCUGACAGCCCGGACUCACGUGGGGACUGCUCGCCUUCUGUGUGCUGAAGCACAGGCACACAUGGCAUUCAGAGAUGUGGCUGUGGAUUUCACCCAGGAUGAGUGGGUGCUGCUGAGCCCUGCUCAGAGGUCCCUGUACCGGGAGGUGAUGCUGGAGAACUACAGCAACCUGGUCUCACUGGGCAUUCCGUUUUCUAAACCAAAACUCAUCACCCAGCUGGAGCAAGGGAAGGAGACCUGGAGAGAAGAGAGAAAAUGCUCGCCAGUCAGCUGCGUGGAACCGAAGCCAGAACUCCACCUCUGUCCUUUCUGCCCUCCGGAUCUCUGCAGUCAGAAACUCCACAUGCAGCAGGUGCUGUGUAGUCCCCCACCCUGGCUCUUCACGUGCCUGUAUGCCGAAGAUCCCGUCCAGUCAGGAGACCUGUGCCUGGAGGACCAGCAGCAGCAGGCCGCUGGUGGUAGUGCCUGGAUCGAGGAAGUGGAAGGGCAGGAGAGAGAAGGUGCCCCGCCUUUGUUUGGAAAGACAGAGAAAAGUACUAUAGGAGCAUUCCCCAGGCCACCCCAGAGGCAGCCAGCCAUCUCCGGGGGUGGGGUCCCAAGUAUGGAGAUAGAGGCCGGCCCGGCACAGAUGGGGACCCCUGAGGAAACAGACACGCUGUUGAAGAGGAUCGAAGUCCUGGGGUUUGGAACUGUCAACUGUGGAGAGUGUGGACUGGGCUUCAGCAAGAUGACGAACCUGCUCAGUCACCAGAGAAUCCACUCUGGGGAGAAGCCCUACGUGUGCGGGGUGUGUGGGAAGGGGUUCAGUCUAAAGAAGAGCCUGGCAAGACACCAGAAGGCGCACUCAGGGGAGAAGCCUCUCGUGUGCGGGGAGUGUGGGCGGGGCUUUAACCGGAAGUCGACGCUCAUCAUACACGAGAGGACACACUCGGGCGAGAAGCCGUACAUGUGCGGUGAAUGCGGGCGAGGCUUCAGCCAGAAGUCGAACCUCAUCAUCCACCAGAGGACACACUCUGGGGAGAAGCCCUACGUGUGCCAGGAGUGCGGGAAAGGCUUCAGCCAGAAGUCAGCCGUUGUCAGGCACCGGAGGACACACCUGGAGGAGAAGACCAUCGUGUGCGGCGACUGCGGGCUGGGCUUCAGCGACAGGUCGAACCUCAUCUCGCACCAGAGGACACACUCAGGGGAGAAGCCGUAUGCCUGCAAGGAGUGUGGGCGCUGCUUCCGGCAGAGGUCCACUCUCGUCAACCACCAGAGGACACACUCGAAGGAGAAGCCUUACGUGUGUGGAGUGUGCGGACACAGAUUCAGCCAGAAUUCAACCCUCAUCUCGCACAGGCGCACACACACCGGGGAGAAGCCUUACGUGUGUGGGGUGUGUGGGCGGGGCUUCAGUCUCAAGUCCCAUCUCAACAGGCACCAGAACACGCACUCCGGCCACAAGCCCAUCGUGUGCAAGGACUGCGGGCGCAUCUUCAGCCAGCAGUCCAACCUCAUCCGACACCAGAGGACGCACUCGGGGGAGAAGCCCCUGGUGUGUGCGGAGUGCGGGCGAGGCUUCAGCCAGAAGUCGAACCUCGUGGCACACCAGAGGACGCAUUCCGGGGAGAAGCCAUACGUGUGCAGAGAGUGUGGGCGGGGCUUCCGCCACCAGUCGGGCCUCAUCCGGCACCGCCGCACACACACAAGGGAGCAGCCCUACAACUGCCGGCGGUGCGGGCGGGGCUUCGGCAACAAGUCCGCGCUGCUCAUGCACAAGUGGUCACACUUGGAAGAGAACUCCUGUCUGUGCACAGAGUGCGGCCAAGGCUUUCCCCACAAGUCACACCUCAUCCUCCACCAGAUGACACACCAGGGGAGGACGCCGCACGUGUGCAGUGCGUGCGGGCAAGGCUUCAGCCAGAAGUGCCACCUCAGCAGACACAGGAGGAAUGUGUGCCCACCACAGACCACCAUUUCAGUCUGACCCCGAGGCCCCGCCAGAGCAUCGUCCCGACCCCCUCACCCGCUCCAAGAGUGCAGACUAAAUCAAAACAUGUUACACUCUUCUUGAAACACAUUCCCUAAGCGGUCAAAAAAGACAUUUGAACUCAGUUUACUUCCUCUACCCCAGUCGUCAUGUUUGGGGGCUUUUGUUCUAAUAAAACUCUGCUUCUU